AUGGUGCACGACGAUUUACGAGUGGAGUGGAUCCGCCAGCGGGUGUCUGCUGGGUUUAAUUUAAGGAAAUGUCCCGACUGUUUCGAUGAACUGCUCAGUCGGAGAGAUGGAGAAGAAGAAGAGAAAAUUAUCCGUUAUUUGAACUUCGUCUCCGAGGAAGACUCUCCAUCGUGUCUUCUGUUUUUCAAAACUGUUAGAGAGGAAGAACUUGAAGUAGAAGUUCCCGUCGAAAAGAAAACUGGAGAUCCUGACCCAAGUGGGGCAGGGAACACCACCGACUUCAUUACAAAUGAUGAUAGGGACAGUCAUAGGACUGAGAUAAAUCUGGUCUAUCACACUGAGCUUCACGUAGCUGUCAACCAGUACCCACAGAGAUUUUUGAAAUCUUGUGUCUUCUACUUUCUCAGGAACACAAAGGAGACUAUUGUUGACCCACUGGACAUGAAUGAGGCCAAUAUCAUGAUGCCCUCGCUGUUUGACAUUGGCAUGCAUUGUGGAAACCCUCUCCAGGUGCUUCAAAGCAAACUUGCCCAUGUCUAUAUGCCCAUGCUUACUGCCCACCAAAUGGCAGUAGCUGGAGCAGGUGAUCAAAGUGAGGAAGUUUCUCAUCAGGAGAAGAUGAAUGGGAAGAGUGAAGCAAAUGAAACAAAGAGUUUAGUGAAGCCAAGUGGACAAUUUAUUAUUCGUGAUGAGUUGCUCAACAGAACGCAUAAACUUUUGGGACUGCUGAACACGACUCUCCAACACCUUCAGCUUGAAGAUGGGAUUUUACUGCACAUUCCUGAGCUGGAGAUGGAAGACCUGCCUUCGAAUCCAGAGAUGGUAGAAAGCUUGGAGCAGUGCUUGAUGAACUGGCAAACGCAAAUAACCAUUGUUAUUGAGGAGCAGAAAAACAAAAAACCACAGGCGCCUGGUCCUUUGGCUGAGAUAGCACUUUGGCAGGAACGUGCGUCUGUCCUUAAUGCUCUGAGUGAACAGCUUAAUCAUCCUGCAGUAGUGAAGAUCGUGGAGGUGAUGACCAAAGCAGGUGCAGGCAUUGUUCUUACACUGGAGGGAGCGAUUGCUGAACUUACUAAAUACCGUUUGGAGUCAGAUGAUAAUAUACGCUUCCUCAAGACACUAGAAAGGCAUUUCAUGAAUCUGGCUACUGGAGCAAAUUUUGGUGUGAUCUUGGAGACCAUCCCUCCUUUAAUGGAGAGCCUGCAAAUUGUAUGGAUGAUCUCCUACCACUAUAACACGAACGAUCGUAUGGUCCCCUUAAUGGAGCGAAUUGCCUGGCAGCUGUGUGAACGUGUGACUCAAGCCAUAGAUGUCCACACGCUGUUCAAAAACAACAGGGAAGUUGCCAAAUCCAAGGUCUACGAAGCUAAGCAGGUUUUAAGUCAGUGGAAGACAUCCUACUUUGAGAGGCGUGCUGAAAUUGAGGAAUUAAGCAAGGCUUCACGCUGGGAGUUUGACCGUAAGAAACUGUUUGAGAAGACUGAUUACAUGGCUUCUGUCUGCCAGGAUCUAUGCAAUGUUUUGCAGAUUUUGGAGGAGUUUUACAAUAUCUUUGGCCCAGAGCUAUUGAGUGUGACAGGUGACACAAAACACAUUGAUGAAGUGCACCGCACAGUGGAAAAUCUGGUUGUGCCCCUUGAGGAGGCCGUUUUUAAUCCUUUCAACAUCUCUAAAAUGAGCAGCUGGAAAAUGAUCAUGCAAGACUUCAACACGGCGGUUCAGGCUAUUGAGGCAGAAGCGAUGCACUUUAUUGAUGAGUCUUUUAAGACACUGCGCUCUUCAACUGAUGCCUUUGACAUGCUGCAGAAGUUUAAACACAUUCGCACCAGAGAGGUCAUCAGUAACCAUUUGAUGAAAAAGCUUGAUGAUAUCUUGGAGCAGUACUGCAAGGAGGUGGACAGGACACGGGAAAUUUUUGAGACCAUGAAAGACAAACCACCGUUAAAUAAGAAUGAGCCUCCUGUGGCUGGGGCAAUCAGAUGGGCACGAUUUCUAUUCCAUCGCAUCAAAUAUGCCAUCCUCCCCUUCUUGAAAGUGCCGGAGAUGUUGGACUGUGAAAAGAACAAAGUGGCCAAAGAGAAGUAUGUAGAAAUGGCAGAGCAGCUGAAGGACUAUGAGGCAGCAAAAUAUGAAAGCUGGAUGGCGGAGACAGAACAUAAUUUGCCUUUGCUAAUGAAAAACCCCAUUUUGGCCAUGGUUACCAGUAAAAACUCAACUCAAACAGAACUAGGCUUGCGAUACAUUGUGAACUUUGCUCCGGAGAUUAAAGAAAUAAUUUCUGAGGCUUACAGUCUUGAAGCCCUGGGCUACACUGUGCCUGAUCUAGCUCAAAAUGUUGCACUUCAGGAAAACAAAUUCAUCAGGCAUGUCAGUGAUCUGAGCAACCUUAUCAACCGCUAUCACUCUGCAUUGGACAGUUUGAAUGAAGCACAUGUCGUCAUGCUGGCUCCACAUAUAAAAGUAGUCAGAAAAGACAUCAGUUUGGGAUUCAAAAGACUCAACUGGAAUUCCUUGGGCAUCCCGGAUUUCAUCAAACAAAGCCUUCAGACUGUCACUAAGUUUGAGUUUGUCGUCAGUCAGAUUCAUGAACAUGAGAAGGCUAUUGAUUCUAAGUUGCAGUCCAUGAUGAUGGCCAACUUACUGAAAUUUCCAUCACCAGAUGCCUCAAACGACUUACCAGCUAUUAAGGAGUUCUGUGAACACAUUGAGCGAGAGCGAGUCAAAACUGUGACGAUGCUUGCCAAGAAGUAUGCUGACAUUGGAGUCCUUAUAACUAGAAUAGAACAGCUGAGUGUGGAAACCAGCACUGGCAGAGCCAAAUGUAUGGUAGAUUAUUACCAACACUGGGAACACAGAAUACUGGACACUCUUACAAAGAUGGUGCAGAGAAACAUUCAGGCCUUUAAUAUGGCGCUGAUGGGAGAUAAAGCUCUUUUUCAAAUCACUGCCAUCCUGUCUGCACCUAAGAUUGUGUUGCAGCCCCAAAGCAGCGAGAUCUACCGCCUGCUCGUGCAGUGUAUCACAGACUGUGUAGUUAGCACCAAGCAAUUUGUGCGUUGGAUGCAUGGGACCUGCAUUAAGUGCCCUCCACAACAUGUGGGUGCUGAAGAUAAGCUGGUGACAUUUAAUUUCUACAGUGACAUGUCCCAGCUUCCUCAGAUCAAGGAGAGCUGUGUAACUGUAUCUCAGAACAUCCAGCGUCUGCUUUUCUCCAUCGAUCAGUACCUUUACCACUGGAAGCGCUAUCGGGUUCUUUGGGAAAAGAACAGAACCAUCGUCAAUGAAAAGUUUGCUGCAAGGAAGCCGUCCUUUGUCAUGUAUGAUUAUAAGCUGCAGUCCCUUGCUCGUAUCAAGCAGGAAGUGAUGCUCGAUCCUCAGUUUAAGAAUGAGCACAGCGUAUGCCUAAACCUGGAGCUUCUGGCCCACACUGUGAGCGAAAUUGCUGAAGCCUGGAUCAGUUCACUUGGUAGCUUACUCAACAAGCCUGCUAAAGAGGACCUCUUUAACUUGAGAGAUGAAUUCAUGCAACUGUCUAAGAAGCUGAAACAGAGUCCUGACACUUUUGACGACUUGAAGUCUGUCCUUGGCACCAUCUCAGCCAUCAGGAACAUGUCAUUAGAAGUAGAGAUGAGAAUCACAGAUAUCCAGGAACAAUACAGAACACUGGCCAUGUAUAAAGUGGAGGCAGGAGAGGAUGAAUUGGAGCUGGUGGCCUGCAUUGGCCAGAUGUGGAGUGACCUUUUCAUAGAAGCCAGACAAGUAGACCGAAGUCUGAAAGACGUCAAGAAAUCAUUUACUGUGAUCACAAAGGAGAAUAUCGAAGAGUUCAAACAGGAGUUGUCUGUCUUUGCCGAAAGCUUCAACAUGCAUGGUCCUGGAGCUGUGGGAGAUGAUUUGGAGAAAGGACUGGCCAUUAUGGGAAAAUACGAGGCAGAUCUUGCAAAGAUUGUAGCAGGUCAGCAGGAAAUAAGUAAUGCUGAGAAGCUGCUGGACUUGUCAGUCACCACUUUCCCAGAAGUUCUGAGCAUAAAGAAUGACAUGAAUGGCUUGAGACAGAUAUAUGAUAUAUAUAAAGCUCAGCAGGAUGCAAAGACACAGUGGUCUCAGACCUUGUGGAUAGAUUUAGACAUCCAGCUGCUACAACAGGGCAUUGAGGGUUUCAUCAAACGCUUAAGGCAGCUGCCCAAAGAAGUGCGGGCCAUGCCUGUGGCCUUUUUCCUAGACGGACGCAUGAAGGAGUUCAGAGAGUCUCUGCCUCUUUUACUGGACCUGAAGAAUGAGGCCCUCAGAGACAGGCACUGGAAGGAACUGAUGGAAAGGACUGGCACCAGCUUUGAGAUCAACCCUGAAAGCUUCACACUGGAGAACAUGUUUGCUAUGGAGUUGCACAAAUAUGCAGAUGUCAUAGGCGACAUUGUCACCUCGGCUGUAAAAGAGCUUGGUAUUGAGAAGGCAGUAAAAGGAGUGGUAGACACCUGGGAAAACAUGAAGUUCAAUGUUCAGCCCUAUUUCAAAGGCACUCAGGAACGUGGCUCCAUUCUGGGUGCAGUGGAUGAGAUCCUGCUGAAUGUGGACAAUGAUGUCAUGAACUUACAGAGCAUGGCUGGCAGCCGCUUUGUUGGACCCUUCCUUGGUACCAUACAGCAGUGGGAAAAAAAUCUGUCUCUUAUUUCUGAGACUAUUGAGGUCUGGUUGCUCGUGCAGAGAAAAUGGAUGUACUUGGAGAGCAUAUUUAUAGGAGGAGACAUUCGCUUGCAGUUACCUGAGGAAGCAAAGAAAUUUGAUAACAUUGACAAAAGGUUUAAAGACAUAAUGAAUGACACAAUGAAGAAUCCAAACAUUAAGCGCUGUUGCCUGGUUCCCAACCGGCUAACAGACCUGCAGGCCCUGAGUGACGGUUUAGAGAGAUGCCAGAAGAGUCUUAAUGAUUACCUGGACUCAAAGCGACAUGCAUUUCCUCGCUUCUUCUUCAUCUCUGAUGAUGAACUGCUCAGCAUUCUGGGGAGUAGUGACCAUACCUGUGUCCAGGAACAUAUGAUCAAGAUGUAUGACAACAUAGCAUCUCUGAGAUUUGACGUGGAUAGCAAUGGAGAGACAGUAGUUGGAGCCAUGAUGUCUGCUGAGGGUGAGGUGAUGGAACUAAGACAGCCUGUCCCAGUGGAGGGCAGAGUGGAGGAGUGGAUGAUGGGGGUGCUACUGGAGAUGAGGAAGACUAACAGGCUCAUCACAAAGGAAGCGAUCUUCCACUACUGUGAAGACCGAAGUAGGGUGGAUUGGAUGUUGCUGUACCAGGGCAUGGUUGUAUUAGCUGCUAACCAAGUUUGGUGGACCUGGGAGUUAGAGGAUGUCUUUAAAAAUGUGAAGAAAGGACAGAAGCAUGCACUUAAGAACUAUGCUGAGAAAAUGCACAAACAGAUUGAUGAGCUGGUGUCACGCAUUAUUCAGCCUUUGAAGAAAAAUGACAGACGAAAGCUCAACACUGUGCUCAUCAUUGAUGUCCACGCAAGAGACAUAGUGGACAGCUUUGUGCUAAAAAGCAUAAUGGAUGCACAAGAAUUUGAAUGGGAAAGCCAGCUGAGAUUUUACUGGGUCCGGAAAGAUGACAACUUAUUUGUGCGCCAGUGCAGUGCAUCUUUCUCCUAUGGCUACGAAUACAUGGGGUUGAAUGGGCGGUUGGUUAUAACCCCACUGACAGACCGGAUCUACCUCACUCUCACACAGGCACUGUCCAUGUACUUGGGUGGAGCUCCUGCUGGACCUGCUGGUACAGGAAAGACAGAAUCCACCAAGGAUCUGGCUAAGGCUUUGGGCCUGCUCUGUGUUGUUACAAACUGUGGUGAGGGCAUGGACUACUUGGCAGUGGGCAAGAUCUUGUCUGGCCUUGCACAGUGCGGAGCUUGGGGCUGUUUUGAUGAGUUUAAUCGUAUCGAUGCCUCAGUGUUGUCAGUGAUCUCCUCCCAAAUCCAGACUAUCCGCAAUGCUCUCAUUCUACACCUUAACAGGUUUUAUUUUGAAGGGCAAGAGAUCAACUUGGAUGACCGCAUAGGAAUUUUCAUCACUAUGAACCCUGGUUACGCAGGACGUACAGAGCUGCCUGAAUCCGUCAAAGCUCUCUUCAGGCCUGUGGUGGUCAUUGUGCCGGACCUGCAGCAGAUUUGCGAGAUUAUGCUCUUCUCUGAGGGUUUCCUAAUGGCCAAGGUGCUGGCAAAGAAAAUGACCGUACUGUAUAAGCUGGCCCGUGAACAGCUGUCCAAGCAGUCUCAUUAUGACUUCGGCCUGCGCGCUCUCAAGUCUGUCCUAGUGAUGGCAGGAGAGCUGAAGAGAAGCUCACCUGACCUGAGCGAGGAUGUGGUGCUGAUGCGGGCUCUCAGGGACAUGAACCUACCCAAGUUUGUGUUUGAGGAUGUCCCUCUGUUCCUCGGGCUGAUCUCAGACCUGUUCCCUGGGCUUGAUUGCCCCCGUGUUCGCUAUCCCAACUUCAAUGAUGCUGUGGAACAGAUCCUGGAGGACAACAAAUAUGUCAUACUACCCAACCAGGUGGAUAAAGUGGUGCAGAUGUAUGAGACAAUGAUGACACGGCACACUACAAUGAUUGUGGGUCCAACAGGUGGAGGAAAAUCGGUGGUGAUCAACACAUUAUGUCAAGCUCAGACAAAAAUGGGACUGCAAACCAAACUGUAUCCUCUGAACCCUAAAGCCAUGAGCGUGAUUGAACUGUAUGGUAUUCUGGACCCAGACACGCGAGACUGGACUGAUGGGAUUUUAUCCAACAUCUUCCGUGAAAUUAACAAGCCUACUGACAAAAAAGAGAGGAGGUACAUCCUGUUUGAUGGGGAUGUGGAUGCUCUGUGGGUCGAAAAUAUGAACUCAGUGAUGGAUGACAACAAGCUUCUGACUCUAGCCAAUGGAGAAAGGAUCCGUUUACAAAGUCACUGUGCUCUGCUGUUUGAGGUUGGAGAUCUGCAGUAUGCUUCCCCAGCUACUGUUUCCCGCUGUGGAAUGGUAUUUGUUGAUCCUAAAAACCUGCGAUAUACCCCAUUCUGGCAAAGAUGGGUGAACAGCAGACCUGAUAAGGAACAAGAAGUGCUUAAUAGUCUGUUUGAGAAAUAUGUCCACAGCUCUAUUGACAUGAUUGUGGAUGGUGUUGUUGAUGGGAAACAAGGAGAGAAACUUAAGACUGUUGUCCCCCAGACAGAUCUGAAUAUGGUCACUCAGUUGUGCUUAACACUGGAUGCACUUCUUGAGAGUGAAGACAGCACUCCCGAAGUCCUGGAGUGUUACUUUCUGGAAGCUCUGUACUGUUCACUUGGGGCUACACUGCUGGAGAGUGGUAGGAUCCAGUUUGAUGAGUUCAUCAAAAAGCUGUCCUGCAUACCUACAGUUCAUGAUGAGAAAGCCCUGGCUGGGCCUGGCGAGAUCCCAGGAUACCUCCCAACCUUGUAUGAUUUUCACUUUGAUGGAACACAGGGGAAGUGGGUUCCCUGGAAUUCUCUGGUCCCCAAAUACAUCCACAACCCUGAAAUGAAGUUCAUUGAUAUCCUAGUGCCAACUAUUGACACAACAAGAACCAGUUGGAUCCUGGAGCAGAUGGUGAAGAUAAAGAGGCCGCUGCUACUGGUUGGAGAGUCUGGGACUUCCAAGACUGCCACUGUUCAUAACUUUCUGAAGAAUAUUAAUGCAGAAACAAGUAGUACUCUUGUCAUCAACUUCUCCUCUAGAACAACAUCACUGGAUCUGCAGAGAAACCUCGAAGCCAAUGUGGAGAAAAGGACCAAAGAGACCUAUGGACCUCCCAUGGGGAAGAGACUCCUGAUCUUUAUGGAUGACAUGAAUAUGCCAAAGGUGGAUAACUAUGGCACACAGCAGCCUAUUGCGCUUCUAAAGCUGCUUUUGGAUCGAGGAGGCAUAUAUGACAGAGGAAAGGAGCUUAACUUCAAAAUCCUCAAGGAUCUUGGCUUUAUUGCUGCCAUGGGAAUGGCAGGAGGUGGGCGAAACGAGGUGGAUCCUCGCUUCAUCUCACUCUUCAGUGUCUUUAGUGUCCCCUUCCCUACAAUGGAGUCCCUCCACCUUAUCUACGGUUCUAUUUUAAAAGGCCACACCAGACUGUUUGAGGACACCAUACAGAAAGUUUGUGAUCAGGUCACGUCCUGCACACUGGAGCUCUACAACACCAUCAUCAAAGAUAUGCCACCCACUCCCUCCAAAUUCCACUACAUCUUCAACCUGAGAGACCUGUCAAGAGUGUACAAUGGACUCACCCUCACCAAACCGGACAGGUUUUUGACUGUAGCCCAGUUUGUACGUGUGUGGAGAAAUGAGUGCUUGAGAAUCUUCCAUGACAGACUCAUUGAUGAAACUGACAAAGCUUUGGUCCAAAGGCACAUAAAGAACAUGACUGAGGAGCAUUUCAAGUCAGACAUGGAGGCAGUUAUGAGAGACCCAAUUCUUUUUGGAGACUAUAGGACAGCCCUCAGUGAUACUGAACCAAGGGUGUAUGAGGACAUACAAGACUAUGAUGCUUCAAAAGCCCUGUUUCAGGAAAUCUUAGAGGAAUACAAUGAGAGCAAAUCGAGGAUGAACCUAGUGCUCUUUGACGAUGCUCUGGAACAUCUGACCCGGGUUCACCGCAUCAUCCGUAUUGAUCGUGGCCAUGCUCUGCUUGUUGGUGUGGGGGGCUCUGGCAAGCAGUCUCUUACCAAGCUGGCUGCCUUUGCUGCUGGCUGUGAGGUAUUUGAGAUAACGCUGAGCAGAGGAUACAGUGAGUCUAACCUCCGUGAAGACCUAAAAACUCUGUACUUGAAGCUUGGCAUUGAGAAUAAGAAGACCGUGUUUCUUUUUACUGAUGCUCACGUUGCUGAGGAAGGCUUCUUGGAGCUCAUUAACAACAUGCUUACCUCAGGCAUUGUUCCUGCAUUGUUUCCCGAUGAUGAGAAAGAAUCCGUUCUCAACCAGCUUCGAGACGAAGCUCUUACAAUGGGAUCAGAUCCCUCUAAAGAGAGUGUGUGGCAGUACUUUGUCAACAAGAGUGCCAACAAUCUACACAUUGUUUUAGGCAUGUCUCCAGUGGGAGAUACCCUGAGGACACGCUGCAGGAACUUCCCAGGACUGAUGAACAACACUGUAAUAGAUUGGUUCCUUCCAUGGCCUCCGCAGGCAUUACUUGCAGUAGCUCAGUCUUUUCUUGGUGAAAGUCCGAUGAUACCAGAUGCACACUCUGCAGCUGUUAUAGAUCAUGUAUGCAUGGUCCACAGCUCUGUGGAUCACUACAGCAAGCUAUUCCAGCAAAAACUCAGACGCUGCAACCAUGUAACUCCAAAGAACUACUUGGACUUUAUUAACACCUAUUCCAAACUCUUAGAGGAAAAAGACCAAUUUAUUCUUGCUCAGUGCAAGCAUCUGGAGGGAGGUUUGGAUAAACUGAAGGAAGCCAGUGAACAGCUGGCUGAACUGAAUGUCAAGCUGGCAGAUCAGAAAGUUGUCCUGGCUGAAAAGUCCACGGCAUGUGAAGCCCUGCUGGACGAGAUUGCCGCCAACACAACAGUAGCUGAGGAAAAAAAGGUUCUGGCAGAAGACAAAGCUAAAGAGAUUGAGGAGCAAAAUAAAGUCAUAGCUGUUGAGAAGAAAGAAGCUGAGAGUUCCUUGGCUGAAGCUCUGCCAGCAUUAGAGGCCGCACGUAAUGCCCUGCAAGACCUGGAAAAAUCUGAUGUAACAGAGAUCCGAUCAUUUGCCAAGCCACCCAAACAGGUGCAGGUGGUUUGCGAGUGCAUCCUGGUGUUGCGUGGCAACAAAGAAAUCAGUUGGCAGUCAGCAAAAGGGAUGAUGUCAGAAGCGAACUUCCUGCGCUCCCUGAUGGAGAUGGAUUGUGAUGCAAUCACUAACAACCAGGUCAGGACAGUCAAGGGCUAUCUAAAGAACCUCCACACAAGCUUUGAGGAAAUGCAGGCCAUCAGUAAGGCCGGCUCAGGAAUGCUCAAGUUUGUCGAGGCAAUCAUGGGUUACUGUGAUGUUGCCAGGGAGAUAAAACCCAAAAGAGAAAAGGUGGCUCGCCUAGAGAGGAACUUCUUUCAGAGUAAGCGGGAGCUGGAGUGCAUUCAGAACGAGCUCAGCAACAUCCAGAAAGAAUUGCAGUCUCUUAGUGAGAAAUACCAAGCUGCUAUUUGCGAGAAGCAGCAGUUGCAGGAGGAGGCUGAGGUGAUGGAGAGGAGACUGAUAGCUGCUGACAAACUCAUCUCUGGGCUGAGCUCUGAGAAUGAACGGUGGACAAAUGAUUUGGAGGGAUUGAAGCAGCGGCGUGUGCGUCUCCUGGGUGACUGUUUGCUUGCUGCUGCAUUUCUGAGCUAUGAAGGGGCUUUCAGCUGGGACUUCAGGAAUGAGAUGGUAUACCAAAAGUGGGUUAAAGAUGUGCAGGAGAGAGGCAUCCCCUUGAGCCAGCCUUUCAAAGUAGAAAACCUUCUUACUGAUGAGGUCGAAAUCAGCAGAUGGGGCUCAGAGGGUUUGCCUCCAGAUGAAUUGUCCGUGCAGAACGGGAUUCUCACAACCAGAGGGAGUCGAUUUCCCAUGUGUAUUGACCCCCAGCAACAAGCCCUCAACUGGAUUAAGAAGAAGGAAGAAAACAAUAACCUCAAGGUCUCAUCUUUCAAUGAUCCUGACUUCCUGAAACAACUAGAGAUGGCCAUCAAGUACGGGUUCCCAUUCCUUUUCCAAGAUGUGGAUGAAUACAUCGACCCAGUGAUUGACAAUGUCCUGGAGAAGAAUGUGAAAGGAGCAGAGGGAAGACAGGUCAUCAUGUUGGGUGACAAAGAGGUCGACUACGAUCCCAAUUUUAAACUCUACCUCAACACUAAUUUAGCUAACCCCAAAUACUCUCCGUCUGUGUUUGGAAAAGCCAUGGUCAUUAACUAUACUGUGACCCUUAAGGGUCUGGAAGACCAGCUGUUGAGUGUUAUCAUGGGGUUUGAGAAGAAGGAGCUAGAGGAGCAGCGAGAGUGUUUAAUCCAAGAGACAAGUAACAACAAGAAGCUGCUUAAAAACCUCGGAGACACCUUGCUCAGAGAGCUGGCCACAUCUACAGGCAACAUGUUGGACAACACAGAGCUCAUCGAAACACUGGAGAAGACGAAGCUGAAAGCCAGUGAGGUAUUUGAGAAACUAAAGUUGGCUGAGAAGACGUCUACAGACAUUGAUAAACUUAGAGAUGGCUACCGUCCUGCAGCCAAGCGUGGCGCUAUCCUGUUCUUCGUGCUGACAGAAAUGGCUGUGGUGAACAGCAUGUACCAGUACUCACUUGCCUCCUACCUAGAAGUGUUUGACUUUUCACUGCGGAAAUCAGUGCCAGACCCCUCCCUUCCCAACAGACUAAAGAACAUCAUGAACACUUUGACAUACAGCGUUUAUAACUAUGGCUGCACAGGAUUGUUUGAGAGCCACAAGUUGCUCUUUUCCUUUAACAUGACCAUCAAAAUCGAGCAGGCAGAAGGGAGGGUACCUCAGGAGGAGUUGGAGUUUUUUAUAAAAGGUAAUCUAUCCCUGGAAAAAAGCCAGCGCAAAAAGCCGUGUGAUUGGCUUGCCGAUCAGGGCUGGGAAGACAUUGUGAAACUUGCAGAGCUCUUUCCUGAACAGUUCAGCUCUCUGCCUGAUGACAUCGAGAAACAUCCCACUGAAUGGCAAUCUUGGUACGACUUGGAUGGACCAGAACAGGCUCCGUUUCCCAUGAAAUACAAGGGGAACCUGUCAGCCUUUCAGAAGCUGCUGUUGCUGCGCUGCUUCCGGGUUGAUAGAGUCUAUAGAGCUGUCACUGACUAUAUCACUGUUAUCAUGGGAGAGAGAUAUGUUCAACCUCCUGUGAUCAGCUUUGAUGCAAUUUAUGAUCAGAGCACACCUUUCUCCCCCAUUGUCUUCAUCUUGAGCCCUGGCUCUGACCCAGCUGGUGACCUCAUGAAACUAGCAGCCAGAUCAGGCUUUGGAGGCAAGUUCAAGUUCCUUGCAAUGGGCCAAGGCCAAGAGAAGGUGGCACUAGAUUUAUUGGAGAAGGCAGCGUCUCGAGGUCAGUGGCUGAUGCUACAGAACUGCCAUCUGCUGGUAAAGUGGCUGAAGGAACUGGAAAAGGCCUUAGAGAGAAUCACCAAGCCCAACCCUAACUUCCGCUUAUGGAUCACCACCAACCCCAUUAAAGAUUUUCCCAUUGGCAUACUUCAGAAAUCUCUAAAGGUAGUGACAGAGCCCCCCAAUGGCCUCAAGCUUAACAUGAGAGCCACAUACUCUAAAAUCUCCCAUGAGGCCUUGACCACAUGCCCGCAUCCUGCCUUCUCCAGCCUGGUGUUUGUUCUUGCCUUCUUCCAUGCUGUGGUGCAAGAGAGACGGAAAUAUGGAAAAAUUGGCUGGAAUGUCCCAUACGACUUCAGCGAGUCUGACUUUUCUGUGUGUAUGGAGAUCCUGAACACCUAUCUGACAAAAGCUCAUGACCAAGGAGACAUCAAUAUACCCUGGGGAAGUCUUAAAUAUCUUGUUGGGGAGGUAAUGUAUGGCGGCCGAGCAAUAGAUAGCUUUGACCGCAGGAUCUUGACUGUCUACAUGGAUGAGUACUUUGGAGACUUCCUCUUCUACACUUUCCGGCAGUUCCACUUCUUCAAAAACAAAGAUGUAGAUUACAAAAUCCCUCCAACUGGACCAAAAAAUGUCUAUGUUGAUGAGAUUGAAGCCAUGCCACUGGCAAACACACCAGAGGUUAUGGGUCUCCAUUCCAACGCAGAGAUAGGAUACUACACAAAUGCAGUUAAGGAGAUGUGGACUCACCUGAUAGACCUUCAACCUCAGACAGGUGAAUCUGGUGGACACAUCAGCAGGGAUGAGUACAUCAGCCAGGUGGCCCAGGACAUUCAGAACAAGCUCCCGCAGUUAUUCGACAUGGAUGUGAUCCGGAAAAAGUUUGGCAUGGGCAUUUCUCCGACCUCGGUGGUUCUCCUUCAGGAACUAGAGCGCUUCAACAAACUGGUGGUCCGCAUGCAGCUCUCUCUGGCUGAGCUGCAGAGGGCCUUGGCUGGUGAGGUGGGGAUGAGCAGUGAGUUGGAUGAGGUCGCUCGGUCCCUUUUUAAUGGUCACAUUCCGGUCAUUUGGAAGAAGCUGGCACCUGACACUCUUAAGUCUCUUGGUAACUGGAUGUCCCAUUUCAAGAGGCGAUAUGAGCAGUAUAACUGUUGGGUAAAUGAGGGUGAGCCAAGAGUUAUGUGGCUAUCAGGAUUACAUAUCCCUGAAUCUUACCUCACUGCUCUGGUCCAAGCUGCGUGCAGGAAAAAUGGGUGGCCUCUGGAUCUCUCAACACUGUACUCAGAAGUUACCCAUCAUCAGAGUGAGGAUGAAGUUGCCGAAAGACCCAGACAGGGUUGCUUUCUGUCCGGCCUGUAUCUGGAAGGAGCCGACUGGGACAAACAGAAGUGCUGCUUAGUGAAGAGUAAACCAAAAGUUUUGAUCGCUGAACUGCCCAUCCUCAGAGUCAUCCCCAUAGAGACGCGCCGCCUCAGGCUACAGAAUACGCUGCGGACACCUGUCUACACCACUUCGUUGCGGAGGAAUGCAAUGGGUGUGGGCUUGGUGUUUGAGGCAGACCUGUUCACCACCAUGCACCUUUCUCAUUGGGUACUCCAGGGAGUCUGCUUGUGCCUCAACACUGACUAAAGACAACUGUCAACGCCACUGAGCUGAUUACCUGUAGCAUAGUCAGCUGAAAAAUGUUAGUUAACUAUAGCAAUGUCUGCUUCCUGCUUCAUGUGGAAAAAUACUUAAACAUAG
This is a messenger RNA of Pelmatolapia mariae (spotted tilapia), 13785 nucleotides long. It is a transcript of the gene dnah10, whose product is annotated as dynein axonemal heavy chain 10. Lineage: Eukaryota; Metazoa; Chordata; Actinopteri; Cichliformes; Cichlidae. Gene Ontology annotation, biological process: cilium movement involved in cell motility. The coding region runs from base 1 to 13671 and encodes 4556 amino acids. The record is from RefSeq and is a predicted model, not a curated record. Gene Ontology annotation, molecular function: ATP binding; dynein light intermediate chain binding; ATP hydrolysis activity. The transcript is spliced from 78 exons. Gene Ontology annotation, cellular component: 9+2 motile cilium; dynein complex.